Molecule: messenger RNA, 3019 nt
Organism: Pseudocercospora fijiensis CIRAD86
Lineage: Eukaryota; Fungi; Ascomycota; Dothideomycetes; Mycosphaerellales; Mycosphaerellaceae
Exons: 17
Coding region: 710-3019 (769 amino acids)
Source: RefSeq, a predicted model, not a curated record
CCCAGAACUUCGCUGGCAUGCCUGGUCAAUUCCUGAUCUCCACCGGUGACCCAGUCGGCACCAGCUACCACGCCGAUUUCAUCAUGGGCUGGGAGUCUUCAGAGUUCCUUGGCAAGGCUAUCAAGACCUGCACCAGCGAGACUGGACUGAUUGGCGACUGCCCGCUCUUCAACAUCCAGGACGACUCCGAGGCCGCUCAGUGCACCUUCCAAACUCCAGACUCAUUCGAGAAGGAGGACUGCGAGGGACCAAUGGAGGGCCUCCCCGUCGGCGUUCCAAUUCAAUACGGUCCAGAGCCAGCCACCAAGUACCCAGUCCAGGGCGCCCGCGGUGUGAAGACCUCGUCUCUGCCACAUACCUCUGCCCCUGCUACCUUCACCCAACCGUCGCUGGGCUACUCUCCAGUCAACCCAGCAAGCACCUCGACUGCUCAGGGUGGCAUCAUUGUCGCCUACGCAUCAUCAAGUAGCUCUGCCGCCCCAGCCAUCACGUCAGCUCCAGCCUAUGCUCCACCAGCUGACGACGAUGUCACCACCACCUACAUCACCAAGGGCCAUGAAGUCAUCGAGAUGGUCAUUGAGGAGCUCGAAGUCACAGUCACCGCCUCCCCAUCGGAACCGGCUGGCUACGCCCACAAGCACAAGAGACAUCUCGAGAAGCAUGCCAAGCGCCACAACAACCACUAAGAUACCCUCCAUUUCCGAGUCACAUGACGCAUUUUCAUAGCACGAGUGGCAAUAUUGGCGGCGUGGUGGAUGUCAAUUUCCAUCGGCUUAUCCAACAAGGUUGGAUAAGAUUUGUUAGCAGCGGCGAACCAGCAGGCUGGUCAUUGCGAGUCACUUUGUGUAUCAUAACAGAUUUCACGAGCCCACGAUGCAUAAGAUAUCAUCCAGGCAAAGACUGCCACAAGCUGAGGGACAGCAAGCUUGAUUCGCCCUUUGCAGAAUCGAAUCGACUUUUUUCAUCGCGAGACGGUCGUUCCCAUCUUUCUUUUCCUUGCGAGCCGAGGAAAUGGAGUAUCUACAUGUACCUACCUCUUUCUCGGGCACUCGCUGCCACUUCCUUCCUUCCUUGUAUGCGCAUACCUUCCACGACCCACUAUCACUUUGUCCUUGAUCUGGAUUGGCGGAUAAAGAAGAAGGAGCUGAAACGGCAGCAGAAGACUAUCAUCAUCUUUACCUUACUAUGCUCGAUGCUUGAGUCUGAUCCGUUUGACUAUGCUUCCGACCAAAUGAACACCCUAGGCCGCAACCUCGCGAGAGAAACUUUGGUCUAUGCCUUGACGACGGCCACCACGCUCGUAAACAGAAUAUUGGAACAAGCUCUUCCUGAGAAUCCGGAACUCAAUGCGACUUUCUUCACCUCUGGACUUGCUCGAUCCAUGACCUGCCUUGGCAACAAUCAGAUCUUGAGCCAAAUUAUCUUCGAUGAGAGACGAAAGUCCUGCACUGGUCCCGGCCUGGAUAGAAAGAUGAGUUGCGAGGAUGCUGCAGUCCAGAGCGAGGAGUGUGUGAUUGUGAACAAGAGGCUUGGGGUUCUAUGCCAUACUGUGCUCAGAAUUGGCGGUUUGUCAGCUCGCUGUACACGUCUCAGCCAGUAUCAAGGAUCUUUCACUUCAUGGAAGAAUUCUUCUUUUCCCCUUCUAAAAUUCCCAAAGAUCCGAGUUCAACAGCGAGCUUCAUUGAUCAACAUGGGCUCACCACCUUACAAGCAGCCUGCCAUCCACCACACGGACUUCAAGGACAAGCAGAAAUGCCUCAGCUUCGAAGUCGUCAAGGGCAAAGAAUCUCCUACUCGUCGCUGCAUCCGUAAACCACUAUGGGCAUUGGCGAGCAACAAGGCUGGGAAAGCCGAAAGAGACGAACUGAUCGAAGACUUGAUGGAGACGAGCCAGGACAUGAUCCAAUCUGCAAUCGAGGAACAAACUCUGAAACUGGCCAAAGUCUCAAUGUGUCGCCAAUGCGGGCAGAGCUACCAGCGUAUGCAAGAGGUCGCUCUAAAAAUCGCCAAUGACUUAGUCGACAUCUCCGGAACCUCACCACGUCCGAUCAGGCAUGCGUUCACUCCACGGACACCAGCUCGACAGUUCAAUAGUCCCAUGCCAAUUCCACGCUCCUCCAGACUACCAGUGACUCCCGCCUCUUCGGUAACAUACGUCCCGUACCAUCGAACUUCAGCCAAGAAAACCCAUUCCAGCGAGGUCGAACUCGCAAGACAACUCAUCAUCCAAUCUCAAAACCGUGUCAACUCAUCCAAUCUUCAACGACGAGCUCAAAAAACGGGGGAAAAAACCCGAAAAUCCCUUCCGGAACGCUUCAACGCGCAAGACUCCUCCUCCCCAUCCCGACACCACCUCAUCUCCCCCAAUCUCAUUCUCCCCUCCCAACGCCCGAAAUCCACCGCCUCGAACAUCAACUUCAACUCCAAAGCAAAACGAAAGAACUCGAACGCAAAAAAAAAAAACGCAGAGAUUUCGAAGUUGAGGCGUGAGAAGAGCGUUGUCGAAGGUCAUGGGGGAGUAUUUGGAUGGGUAGUGAGGGGAAGAUGGGAGGGAGGAGAUGGACUGUGUGAGGUUGGGUGUGUGAAGGAUUGGUUGGCGGACCACGCGGGGUUGUUGGGAGAUGGAUUCUUUGAUGACUGUAGAUUUAUUUCAUGGUCUGUCUUCAGGAGGCUGAUCUUCUUUCUUAAUUCGGCUUAUGCUGAAAAGAAGGGGGGGGAAAAGGGGGUCUCUUAUGCCGAUAUUCAUGAAUUCAUUUUUCUCCGAGCAACAAACUUCCCUGAAACGAAAUGGGAGACUGUAUUCAGAACGUUCCGAGUCUUGUCUUUCUUUUGUACUUGGGCGAAACUUUGGAUCAAUGCUUUGGGGAAUGUAUGGGCUCAUUCUGUCACCAGAACUGGCGCCUCCGCACUCUAUUCGGACACCAUUGCAAUGUUGCUUCCGCUGCUCCUGUGCGUGCAAGCUGAGUCAGAGCUCGACACAGUUGCGCAUGCUGAUGACAGGAAUUCGCUACGAAAGUGA